Messenger RNA from Penicillium soppii, 615 nucleotides. RefSeq lists its product as uncharacterized. Gene Ontology annotation, cellular component: fungal-type cell wall. The record is from RefSeq and is a predicted model, not a curated record. The coding region runs from base 1 to 615 and encodes 204 amino acids. NCBI's taxonomy places the organism in Eukaryota, Fungi, Ascomycota, Eurotiomycetes, Eurotiales, Aspergillaceae. The transcript has a single exon. Gene Ontology annotation, molecular function: alpha-1,3-glucan synthase activity. Gene Ontology annotation, biological process: fungal-type cell wall (1->3)-alpha-glucan biosynthetic process.
AUGGUCGCAACUGGAACUGUGAGUCUCCAAUCCCCUCUUGAUUACUCGGCUUUUGGCUCACCCUCUCUAGUCCUCUGGAUCACGAACCAUGCGACUGGCUGGCAAAUCUUGUUACUUUGCAUUGGAUUUUUCGGCUUUGUCUGGAUUGCCGUUCUCUUCUUACUAGCCAGACUGUCCAAAUCUCACAGUUGGAUCCUCCCGGUCCUCGCCUGUGGCUUGGGGGCGCCACGCUGGGCCCAAAUAUGGUGGGGAACAUCUGGCUCCGGCCUCUUCCUCCCUUGGGCUGGAAGCUACACCUCUGGAGCUCUAGUCUCUCGCUCCCUAUGGCUCUGGCUUGGAGUAUUGGAUGCAUUGCAGGGUCUCGGGUUCGGUAUGAUUCUCUUGCAGACCCUGACACGAAUGCAUAUCUGCUUCACACUCAUGGCGUCCCAAGUGCUAGGAUCCCUGGCGACAAUUUGUGCGAGGUCUUUUGCACCAAAUAACAUUGGUCCCGGGCCAAUCUCCCCGGAUAUUACCGCAGGAGCGGGUGCCUUGAGCAACGCUUGGUUUUGGGUUGCUCUUAUUUCGCAGCUCGCGAUAUGGUAUGUUAUAAUCCAUCACUCAUCUGCUAUCUAG